This is a messenger RNA of Anarrhichthys ocellatus (wolf-eel), 2788 nucleotides long. It is a transcript of the gene cunh2orf42, whose product is annotated as chromosome unknown C2orf42 homolog. Gene Ontology annotation, cellular component: nucleus. The transcript has 8 exons. The record is from RefSeq and is a predicted model, not a curated record. Lineage: Eukaryota; Metazoa; Chordata; Actinopteri; Perciformes; Anarhichadidae. The coding region runs from base 140 to 2056 and encodes 638 amino acids.
CGGGAUGUAAGGAGGAAUGGCGACGGUCGAGACGGUUUUGGAGGCCAGAGUUGAGAUGAAUGUGGACCAAACAGAAGCCGAACACAGGUCUCAAUCCCUUCUGUUCCAGCUAAACUGUCAGUGACAGAGAGUCCCAAAGAUGGAAACAGAAGUAACGGCGUCGUCGUCCUCGUCGAACGUUGUCUCGUCCUCCGCUCCCCAGACCUUCACCGCUCAGGCCAACCUGGCAGCAAAGCAGAGAGAUGGCAAAAAGACCACAGCCGCCACUCCCGCCUUCCUCUCCAACCUGGGGAGGGCCACCCUGAGAGGGAUUCGCAAGUGUCCGCAGUGUGGCGUCUAUAACGGCACCCGGGGGCUCAGCUGCAAGAACAAAGCGUGCGGGAUUACCCUCAGAAAUGCGUCUGCGGCAGCGGGCAGGAGCAGCAGGAAAUGUGCGGUGGACGUGGUGAGGGUGAUAAUAGACAGUGAGGAAAGAAUGGAGAAAGAGCGUGAAGGUGUGGGAGGAGGAGGAGGAGGAGGAGGUCUGGGUGGAGGCUCAGCUACAGGAGUGCAGGUGUUCUCGGUGUGUCACAGAGGAAGAGGAGCCACAGCCACGCAGUUGGGCUUCGUUGAACUUGUCCCCACAGACACGGCCAUAGCGACAGGUGACGGCGCUACCCUGCUGACCCGCAUCAACCUGGGACGCUGCUUUUUGUCGUCGUGCAGGCAGGGUCAACGGUCACAUCAGGGCGAGACCGAAUCAGGGGCGGCGGGCUCGAAACAGUCCUCAGACAGCCUCUGCGUCCACAUCAAGCAGGCGAUAGAGUGUCGGAGCUGCUCCACGCCGCUGACCUUAAAGAGCUCUGUCCUGGAGGGUCUGCAGGCCUCCCUUCAAGCCAGGAAGGAGCUGUGGAGGCUGGCCACGGAGUCCCCGGGCCCCCUGGUGCAGCGCGUCGCAAAAGACACCCUGGUGGUGAAGUGCCACGUAGAUUCCCAGCAUCCUCUGGGGCUGCUGCAUCUCACCGUGGGUGCGGGUGGACUGUCUGAGGGUUUAAAGCGCGAGAGAAAGGGCAGAGAGCAGCAGCAUGAUGGCGUCUUCCACUGUGCCUGUCAGGUCAGCAGCAGCAGCAGGAAGAGCAAACAUGGUGUCGAUCCUGCAGGUGGGUCCACCAACUCUCAUCCUCCGUCUCUCGGCCCGGUCACGUCACAACCCUGCCUGCACUUCUACGCCUGUGUGUGCGCCUUUGCAAGCGAUGAGGAACUGGCGUCAGAGUUCACCGCGUUCAUCAAGUACACCCCCAGUGGUGUGCAGCACAACGCUACCUGUAGAGUAGUGAGUCCCGGUGAGAAGCCUCUGCAACAGGCCGACCCGCUCAACGCUCGCCUCAAGACAAAGAAGCUUCGCCUGGAUGAGCCUCUCUCUGGGAGCUCGCAGCUCGUGGAUGAGCGGAUGGUGACGAUGGGCUUCCAGCAGUGGCUGGCCGGCGUCACAGAGAGGAUCCACCAGACGAUGCACUACCAGUUCGAUGGGAAACCAGAACCUCUGGUGUACCACAUACCUCAGGAGUUCUUCAACGCUCUGCAGCAGCGGCUGUCGCUGGGCUCCAAGAAGAGGAGGCUGCCCAACUUCACAACAGCGUUUGUGAGGAAUGACGGACUUCCUCUCGGCUCUUUCUCUAAGUACACCUGGCACAUCACCAACCUCAUGCAAGUCAAACGCAUCUUUGACUCCUCGGAGCUGCCUCUCGAGCUCUUUCAGAGUUUUGUAAAGAACGCUGACGGCUCUUAUUCAAGUUUCCGCUGCCCCGAGCCUCCGCCUGAACCAGAACCACCAGAGGGACACAGGACAGAUCGGCCGCAGGCCAUACGGCCGAUGGAGCUCCGCACCUUCCUCAAAGUCGGACCAGCGGAUCAGAAGGAGGCCGCUCCGUUCGUGAUCGAGUGGAUCCCGGACGUGCUCCCUCGCUGUCGCAUGGGAGAGCUCAGGAUCGGCUUCGAGUUCGGCCACCAGCAGAGCGGUCAGCCAGAGAACUGUGAGAAAACGAGUGCGGCGGAGGCGGAGAAGGGAGGCCGUUGAAAUCCUUCAGCUGGUCGUCUAACGACAGUAACACUAAUCCGUUGUAACUGCCUCUGUGGAGGACAGAUAUGGAUUCAUAUGCCUCAGUCUGUGACUUACCCCAUGUGUCAUUGUUGUAUUAUGCAAGAUAAUCAAUUGCCAUGUGAAUUACCCAGUGUCAUAUUGAUCAGUAUUUUUUACACAAUCACGUCAGUAGCGCUCAUCAUGAUGCCUUUGACUCACUGCUAAAUAUCCAUAUUUAUUUGCUGUUUUAGUGACUAAUUCCAGCAAUUAGCAACUCGGCCAUGUUUGUUCUUACGAGCUUCAGUGAGGAGAUUCCAGGCUGAUUGGCUGUUGGGUGAGGCGUUCUGUUUAUGGAUUGAUUACCUUUUGUAUUUUAUGCAAACCUGUGCAGCGAUAUGAGGACUGGCUGCCCAGUGAAUACAAUCAUGUGAUCUCCCCGUCACCCAUGCAUCGUCUGUUGCACCUGUGCCCCACAUAGAAUAUACCUGCCUCACUCAUCCAGAGAUCAGAUAGGCUCCCAGUGUCAACCAGACAUACUGUACAUACACAGACAUGAGUCAUGGCUCCUACACAAAUACAAAACAGACAAUAAAAGAAGUAUAUUUUUGUAUUUUCUUCUCGAGACAGAUCAUAUAACCAGUAAAAAUUUAAAUAAUAUGAACUCUUUGUAAACGUGCGUAAGUGUUCCUCACAACGGGUAAACGUGUUGGUUCAUUUGGGAAAAUAAAG